Messenger RNA from Orycteropus afer afer, 627 nucleotides. It is a transcript of the gene HBEGF, whose product is annotated as heparin binding EGF like growth factor. The record is from RefSeq and is a predicted model, not a curated record. The transcript has 5 exons. The coding region runs from base 1 to 627 and encodes 208 amino acids. Lineage: Eukaryota; Metazoa; Chordata; Mammalia; Tubulidentata; Orycteropodidae. Gene Ontology annotation, molecular function: heparin binding. Gene Ontology annotation, biological process: positive regulation of cell population proliferation; positive regulation of mitotic nuclear division; epidermal growth factor receptor signaling pathway.
AUGAAGCUGCUGCCGUCGGUGGUGCUGAAGCUCCUUUUGGCUACAGUGCUCUCGGCGUUAGUGACAGGAGAGAGCCUGGAGCGAAUUCGGAGAGGGCUGACGGCCGGAACCAGCAACCUGGACCCUCCCACUGGAUCCACUGACCAGCUGCUGACCCCAGGAGAUGUCCGGGGCCGGGAAGUCUUGGACUUGGAUGAGGCAAACCUGGACCUUUUCAGAGUUGCUUUCUCCUCCAAGCCGCAAGCUCUGGCCACACCAAGCAAAGAGGAAUAUGGGAAAAGAAAGAAGAAGGGCAAAGGGCAAGGGAAGAAGAGAGACCCUUGUCUUCGAAAAUACAAGGACUUCUGCAUCCACGGAGAAUGCAAAUAUGUGAAGGAGCUCCGGGCUCCGUCUUGCAUCUGCCAGCCAGGUUAUCAUGGAGAGAGGUGCCAUGGGCUGAGCCUACCAGUGGAAAACCGCUUGUAUUCGUAUGAUCAUACAACCAUCCUGGCCGUGGUGGCCGUGGUGCUGUCUUCUGUCUGUCUGCUCGUCAUUGUGGGGCUACUCAUGUUUAGGUACCACAGGAGAGGAGGUUAUGAUGUGGAAAAUGAAGAGAAGGUGAAGUUGGGCAUGACUAAUUCUCACUGA